GUUUGCGACUUCCCAAGCUCGACACCACUUGUAACACCACUUGCUCGCACUUGCAUUUGCACAACCCAUUGCGCCUUCUUGCACACAGCGCCGUUCAUACCACCUUCUGUACAUCACCACACAUAUCUGCGCACAUGGCUCCCCGCAAGAGCGAGCGCCAGGCCACCGCGCCCACCCGUCGCAGCGGCAGAAUUGCCUCGAGGGCCAGUUCGCGCGCGUCUUCCGUCGCCGACGACAAUGACAGCGGUUUGUACCUUCCCAUCCCCUCCCCUGCUUCCCUUUCCCUUGCGCCUUCUUCAUUGUCGCCAUCGCGGGUUAUUGACGCAGUUGAUUCAGUGCAAUCAGCUGGCAAGAGCGUGAUCUCGUCCAACACUCGGAUCACUCGCAGUCAGAGCAAGAAGGGCGGCGUGACUCUGUACAACACCGGAGUCACGAAGAACAUCUCCAAGAAGAAGAAGAAGCCCGCGGCGGUCCCUGUCCCGUCGCGUCGCGCGGUCGCACCUGUCUCAACGACGCGUCGACCUCCCUUCAAUGUUGAUUACGCCAUUGGCUGCAUCCUCUCAGAAAUUCAGCGCAACCCAGGUUCACGCAUCACAUACCUCGACUCACUGACCAUGGCCGAAAAAGACGCAGUCAUCCAGAGAUUCGGAGAGCGCGAAGUGCAGAUCAAGGAGAAGCUCGACGAUGCCGAACGUCGUGCAGACCAGAUGGCUGCAGAACGCGACGCCGCCGUCGAAGAGCGCGACAGAGUUCGCAUGAGACUCAAGACGCCCAUGCGCGACGCCAUGUUGCAGCAAUCACUGAGGAGACGCCGCGAAGAAUCCGUCACCUCCAUCGAAACGCCUUCGCACUCGCAGACCCCUGCCGCCGCACCAGCUCAGACACCUGCCGCUGCCUCAGACACACCAUUCACAAGCAAGUCUCUUGACUUCUCCACACAAGACCUCAUCACUGGCACACCCGUGCAGUCGAGCGCAGACAAGCCGACGCACUCGCCAGACCCAUACGCCACCCCAAAGCCACGCUCAUCCACAUCCAUCGUCGGCUCCUUCUUCAAGGCUAUUGCCUCGCCGUUCCUCUCGCGCAGAAAGUCGCAGGAGAGCAGCACACCACCACAACAGACUCCCCAAGAGAAGUUGGGAGAGCUACCGGCAUCACGCAAGCGCUCAGCUCCAGCUCAACAAGAGCCGGACACAUACACACAGCCUCAGGUCCAGUCACAGGCGCAGACACCGAUCUCGUCGACACCAAGGCAACAGGAGCUAGCCUCGGAGCGUUCAGCAACAUACACCACACCACGCGCCUCCACCACAUCGAGCACACAACAGACCGCUCGCGCGUUUCUCAUGCCGUCAUCUAAGAACCCUCAGCAAGAGACGUCUCUUGCCACCAUCACAGAGCACACCGAGACGAGCGAGCAGAGCAUGGCCAUCGAUCCAACCCCAGUCAGAGCUCCACGCACCAUUGCCGCCGUCCGCCGCCAACAGACACCAUCCCGCUACUCCCACACACCACAACGCAUUUGGAGCCAGACACCACAGCCCAAAGAUACCAACGCAGACCGCCGUCUCGAGAAACUUAGAAAGUUCAAAGAGCUAGACGCGCAACUGCAAGCAUUGAAGCAGGAUGAAGAGGUCAAACAGAUGACAGAGCGACCACUGAAGCGUGUCAAAGUCGACACGCUGGUCAGAAUCCCACACAACAGACCAGGCGAGGCCUCUGGCACAUUCCGCAUGCCGGACAUUGACUCUGACGACGAGAUGGAGGUCGACGCCGACCAAGAAACACGCAGCAACAUCUUCGAUGUGUCGGCCGAAGAGGAGCCUGUCGCUGCUACCACACCAAAGGCCACACCGGCCGCACCUGCCCCCGUCGCCGCCGCUCCUACCGUCACUGCCGCCCCUCCACCACCGCCAGCAUCAGCAGCUCCGCCUGCCCCGCUAUUUUCCUUCCCGGAUGUUGGCCGAUUGGAGGGAGGGGCGACGAAUGACGUCACCAACGCCUACCUUGGCGCAAAGUUCGCCUACGGGCUUGAACAUUGGAAGGCAACAGGAGAACUGUUGGACUUGUUUUAGCUUGUUUUUGGGUUGUUUUUUGGUUGUUUUUAGCGUGUUUUAAUAAUGAUUGUAUGAAUAAUGACUGCUUCUACUUCUUUUCUCCAGUUCCAGCCGCGUUUCAGAGCCAACAAGAGCCCAGAUGGGUCGCAAGCAGCCAUCAGCGGGUUGUCAGAGACAGGGGAGAUUUGGUGCUUUCUCUGAUAUUCUUACUGUUUACAGAGCCAUCGG
Messenger RNA from Cercospora beticola, 2285 nucleotides. RefSeq lists its product as uncharacterized. The record is from RefSeq and is a predicted model, not a curated record. Lineage: Eukaryota; Fungi; Ascomycota; Dothideomycetes; Mycosphaerellales; Mycosphaerellaceae.